GUGUAACACAUGGGUCUGCUAUUUCAUAAGUUACGGACAUUUAUCAGAACAAAUUUUGCUCCAAUUCCUUAUGGUAAAGCAAAAUUAUGGCAAAGAAGAAUGCAUAUAAUCUAUACAAUUUGUGCUUGGAAUUUAUUUGGAUACGUCGUAUAUAAAUUAUAUACUAACAAAGAUCAAACGGACUCCAUGCCAUUAAGUUUAUAUAUGGCAAAAAACUUAGAACUCGGUAAUACAAAAUUAAUCAAAAUAAGUAAACACGGACUCGAAACUUAUGAUUUGACCGAAGAGGAAAUAAACAAGCAGUAUGAAGAGUACGAAAAGAAUAAGAUUUCACAAUGAACACACAAUUAUUUGUAGAUAUUUAGCAUAAUUUAAUUUGUAUAGAAUUAAAAAAAUACUUUUAUUAAAA
This is a messenger RNA of Centruroides sculpturatus (bark scorpion), 409 nucleotides long. RefSeq lists its product as uncharacterized. The transcript has 2 exons. The record is from RefSeq and is a predicted model, not a curated record. The coding region runs from base 10 to 339 and encodes 109 amino acids. Lineage: Eukaryota; Metazoa; Arthropoda; Arachnida; Scorpiones; Buthidae.